AUGCCCGCGAACGGUAUCGAGCUCUGGCUGGCCAAUACUGCGGAUGCAACAGGAAACCCCCAGAAGGUGCUUCCAGGGAAGGCGAAGGGUGGUGAUGGCCCGUGCCGACGUUCUGCGGAUCUACAUAGCGGCAUCGACGACGAUGACGACCUCGACCAGGAGCCGUCCGAACCUUCGAGUAGUAGAUCGACAACUACUUGGUCAAUUCGAAGCAUGAGAUUCUUGCUGGAAUCCGCUGGAAUUAUCCGGGAUGCCUCUGAGCUGGUCGAUCUCCCAGCCGAUGCGCAUAACCUCUACUCGUUCAUUGACGAUGUUUCGUAUGGGGGAACCCCAUAUGUUCCUGAAGCCAUUCAGGUAUUAUCGAUUUCUAUCACUACGCUAUGCUUAUCCUGUGACCGCAUGCCCCUCCCCAUCGCUAACCAUCUCCAUCUCUCCAACUACCACCUUGAACCCGAGGCUGCUAUUGUCGAAUUUCAAACCUUGAGCGACAUCUUAGAUGAGGCUCGUCGAUGUGACAUCAACGACGUGCUUGAGUCUCAUUGGAACUCUGCCGUCAACUACCCCCUGCUCCGAGUUGCGCUUCGAUCGUAUCCUUGCGAUGCAAAUGUGAAAGUUUGGGAUGUAAUGGGCGCUACCAUUAUUGAAGAAUACGUCCCACACAAUCUCAUAUCCAACCGUCCUACUCAAGUAGACCUCUGUCUGGCUUUGGAGCCAGAGGUCGCUAUGAAGAACUUUAUAAGCAACAACGACGACACACCCAUAAACCAAACUGCAUACAGUCCUUUAUACGAUCGGUUAAUUACCGUGGCGAUUAAGACGAAAGCCCUAGCCCAGAAUGCCACGGGGACACCCCAACUCCUCGUUUGGACCAGGGCUUGGGUUUCGCGGAUCCGCCACAUCGCCCCAGAGACAACGAUCCCAGCCCUGCCAAUGAUCCGAAUCGUUAGAAAUGACUGGUACAUGUCAUGGGCCUGGAUGGAGGGGGAGAUCAUGAGAUAUUCUACGGACGUACGCUUCGGAGAUACUCGCAGCGUCAGAGGAAUGUAUCAAAUCUUGGCAGCUCUAAGGCAUCUGGCGGACUGGAUUGGCAAUGUUUUCAAACCCUGGGCUAUUCGGUUGUUCCAGUAG
Messenger RNA from Scedosporium apiospermum, 1128 nucleotides. RefSeq lists its product as uncharacterized. Lineage: Eukaryota; Fungi; Ascomycota; Sordariomycetes; Microascales; Microascaceae. The transcript has 3 exons. The coding region runs from base 1 to 1128 and encodes 375 amino acids. The record is from RefSeq and is a predicted model, not a curated record.